UCUCCACACUGAAUUCCUCCCUUCCAGCCUGUGCGCACAUACUGGCUUGUCAUAGUCGCGGAUAGAGCUCAGUUUUGGACCCACAGAACUUAGACUCUUCCCCUGCUACUCUGCGGAGCUUUUUCUCACCCCCUUUUCCUCCUUGAAAAUUCUUUUUGGAUAUUCUUUUUUUUUUCUUUUUCCAUUUUUUUUUUUUGGUGCGUUUUUUUUUUUUGGUGGUGCGCCUUUUUCAGCUUUAUGGGACGUGAUGUAAACCCCCGCACAGAAGGACGGACACGGACGCCUGUGCCAUAAAGGGAUGUAAGGGACAAGUGCCGUGGAUACAACCCGUGUUUGUGUGUGUUCUCCCUCCCCCCCCCCCCGGUGACACAUCACCAGGACGCGGAUUCUUGCAGAUCAAGAUAAAAGAAGCGAUUUUUGACGCGGAUAUUGAACGGACGCAACUAUUUGGAUGCGUUGUCCCCCUCGACUCUUUUUUUUUUUUUUUUUUUUUUUUUUUCCUUCUUUAAGUCUCAUUCUUCAGCCACACACGGACAUUCGAGAAAUAAUCACAAACACUUUGGAUGGAAAGACCCGAGCUUGAUCCAUCUUCUCACCAGUAAUUUCCAAAUACGCGGACAGAACAUGGUUACACUUUCUGGAAUGUGAUACGCAGGAUUUCUCGGCAGAUCAUUCACAAAAGCGCAUUCCGUCUCCCGCCCAGAUUUGUGACGGCAUCUGGCAUCGGAGCAACGCCGCUUGUGGUCUUGUGGGAAGAGCGGUGCAAGUGGAAGGAAGCGUGCCAUAAAGGAAGUACCCGAUCGAAGCGUUUGCCAGCACAGGGCUGCGUUCUGAACCCUACUGGGACCUUGAGCAGCGGGCGGUAAGAGGAGGAGGAGGCCAUGUGGACCGCACGCCUGCUAGUCCUCGCCAGCCUCUUCGCACCAGCCGCUCUGGCUUUCAGUCGAGCGCCCAUACCCAUGGCGGUGGUGAGGAGGGAGCUAUCAUGCGAGAGCUACCCCAUAGAGCUGCGCUGCCCGGGCACCGACGUCAUCAUGAUCGAAAGCGCCAACUACGGCCGCACCGAUGACAAAAUCUGCGACGCAGACCCGGCGCAAAUGGAGAACACUCGGUGUUACCUCCCAGACGCGUACAAGAUCAUGUCUCAAAGAUGUAAUAACCGGACCCAGUGCGCCGUCGUGGCUGGACCGGAUGUAUUCCCCGAUCCUUGCCCUGGAACCUACAAAUACCUGGAAGUCCAAUACGAAUGCGUUCCCUACAAAGUGGAACAAAAAGGCUCCUCAGUAUUCCUGUGCCCAGGGCUUCUACGCAGGGUCUACCAGAGCGAGCACCUGUUCGAGUCGGACCACCAGUCCGGAGCCUGGUGCAAAGACCCUCUCCAAGCCACCGAUAAGAUCUACUACAUGCCGUGGACGCCCUACCGCACCGACACGUUGACCGAAUACUCAUCCAAAGAAGAUUUCAUAGCAGGAAGGCCGACAACAACCUACAAACUCCCACAUCGCGUCGACGGAACCGGCUUCGUGGUCUAUGACGGGGCGCUCUUCUUCAACAAGGAGCGCACUCGUAACAUCGUCAAGUUUGACCUGCGGACUCGUAUCAAGAGCGGUGAGGCCAUCAUUGCCAACGCCAACUACCAUGACACCUCGCCGUACCGCUGGGGAGGCAAGUCAGACAUCGACUUAGCCGUAGAUGAAAACGGUCUUUGGGUGAUCUAUGCCACCGAACAGAACAACGGUCGGAUUGUCAUCAGCCAGUUAAAUCCCUACACAUUGCGGGUUGAAGGGACCUGGGACACGGCUUACGACAAGCGCUCGGCAUCCAACGCGUUCAUGAUCUGUGGAAUUCUCUACGUGGUGAAGUCGGUGUAUGAGGACGACGACAACGAAGCAACAGGAAACAAGAUCGACUACAUCUACAACACCGAGCUGAGUAAAGAUGGCUAUCUGGACAUCCCUUUCCCCAACUCCUAUCAGUACAUAGCUGCUGUGGAUUACAAUCCCAGGGACAAUCUGCUGUACGUUUGGAACAAUUACCAUGUGGUGAAGUACUCGCUGGACUUCGGCGCACUGGACAACAGACUCGAGUCGUCCUCGUCUGUGAUGGUGUACAUGGACGCCACCACCACCACCACCAGGACCACAACCCGUCCCACCACUGUUACCUUGACGACGACGACACCCAGGAUGACCACGGCGAAGGGUCCCAGCUCGACGACGCCGUUCGCCCCGUGGCCGCGGACCACGACGACGGUGGCGGCUCCGGUGCACACAGUGGUGGAAGGUUUGGAUCCGGAAGAUGGCAACAGAUCGCCGUCCUCAUCCAAGCUCCCCAACGUCAGGGUGGAAUACUGCAAUCCUCUGGUGAUGAUGGACAUCUCAUGGCCGAAGACGAAGCAGGGCCUGGUGGCGAAGAUGGCCUGUCCAGCUGGAACUAUAGGUGUGGCCUCCUACACAUGCGUGGGUCCCGAGGGCUACUGGGACCCCCAGGGGCCCGACUUUGGCAACUGCACCUCCCCCUGGGUCAACAUCAUCAGCCAGAAGAUAAAAGCUGGUGAGACGGCUGCCGUUAUUGCUAGAGAGCUAGCAGAGCAAACUAAAAGUAAUCUCCAGGCAGGAGACAUCACCUACACAGUCAAGGCCAUGGUUCAGCUGGUGGAUCUCCUGGACGUGCAGCUGAGAAACCUCACCCCAGGUGGCAAGGAUAGUGCAGCCCGAAGCCUCAACAAGCUGCAGAAAAGAGAACGCUCUUGCCGGUUUUAUGUUCAGGCUAUGGUGGAGACGGUCAACAAUCUGCUGCAGCCCCAGGCCCAGGUGGCGUGGAGGGAGCUGAGCACCGGCGAGCAGCUGAGGGCCGCCACCAUGCUACUGGACACAGUGGAACAGGGCGCCUUCGUCCUGGCCGACAACCUGCUCAAGACCGACAUCGUACAAGAAAACACAGACAACAUCCAGCUGGAGGUAGCAAGAAUGAGCACAGAUGGGAAUUUGCCUGAUCUGAAGUUCCCACAAACAGGAGGACAGGGCAACGCAAUCCACCUCUCUGCCAACACGCUGAAGCAACAUGGACGAAACGGUGAAAUUCGGAUAGCGUUUGUCUUGUACAAACACAUCGGGGUGUACCUUUCAACGGAGAACGCCAGCAUGAAGUUGGGCAGCGAAGCAAUGGCGACCAAUUACUCCGUCAUCGUCAACUCCCCGGUCAUCACCGCCGCCAUAAACAAGGACUCUAACAAAGUCUACCUCUCUGACCCGGUGAUUUACACCAUCAGACACCUACAGCAGUCAGAGGAGAACUUCAACCCCAACUGUUCAUUCUGGAGCUACUCCAAGCGAACCAUGACGGGUUACUGGUCGACGCAGGACUGCCGCUUACUGGGCACCAACCGGACGCACACCACAUGUUCCUGUACCCAUCUCACCAAUUUUGCCGUCCUCAUGGCCCACGUAGAUGUCAAGAACAAAGACCCGGUCCACGACAUGCUCCUGGACGUCAUCACCUGGGUGGGCAUCCUCCUGUCUCUGGUCUGCCUCCUCAUCAGCCUCUUCACUUUCUGCUUUUUCCGCGGCCUCCAGAGCGAUCGCAACACCAUCCAUAAGAACCUGUGCAUCAGCCUGUUCAUCGCAGAAUCCCUGUUCCUGGUGGGGAUCAACCGAGGCGACCAGCCGAUUGCCUGCGCCGUCUUCGCCGCCCUGCUCCACUUCUUCUUCCUGGCGGCGUUCACGUGGAUGUUCCUGGAGGGCGUGCAGCUCUACAUCAUGCUGGUGGAGGUGUUCGAGAGCGAGCAUUCGCGCAGACGGUACUUCUACCUGGUGGGAUACGGAGUUCCUGCGCUUAUUGUGGCUGUUUCGGCUGCGGUGGACUAUCGCAGCUACGGGACCGACCGAAUAUGCUGGCUUCGCCUGGACACCUACUUCAUUUGGAGUUUCAUAGGACCAGCAACCUUGAUAAUUAUGCUCAAUGUGAUCUUCCUGGGCAUCGCUCUAUACAAGAUGUUCCAUCACACGGCCAUCUUGAAACCAGAUUCCGGUUGCCUGGACAACAUCAACUACCGUUAUUAUGAUGGAUGUGUUAUUGUAGAGUGGCACUGCUAUCAGGAUUAUGAGCCUGAGAUCAAAUCGUGGGUGAUCGGAGCCAUCGCCUUGCUGUGUCUGCUGGGACUCACCUGGGCCUUUGGACUCAUGUACGUCAACGAGAGCACGGUUGUCAUGGCCUACCUGUUCACCAUCUUCAACUCCCUGCAAGGAAUGUUCAUCUUCAUCUUCCACUGUGUCCUGCAGAAGAAGGUGCGCAAGGAGUAUGGGAAAUGCCUGCGAACUCACUGCUGCAGCGGUAAAAGCGUGGACAGCUCCAUCGGUUCUGGAAAAGGCACGGCCUCUCGGGCUCCGGGACGUUACUCCACAGGGUCACAGAGUCGCAUCCGUCGAAUGUGGAACGACACGGUCAGAAAACAGUCUGAGUCGUCUUUUAUGACCGGUGACAUCAACAGCUCUGCAUCACUCAACCGAGGGGCUAUGGCUAACCAUCUUAUACCUAAUGCACUCCUACGUCCUCAUGGCACUAACAAUCCCUAUAAUACAUUGCUUGGGGAAUCGGCAGUCUAUAACAACCCUCUGGGCAUGUACAACACACAAGAGCCCUACAGAGAGACAAAGGGAAUCCUGAACAAUGCCCGGGAUACAAGUGUCAUGGAUACUCUACCACUGAAUGGUAACCAUGGCAACAGCUACAGCAUCGCCAGCGCUGACUACAUGAGUGACUGUGUCCAGAUCAUUGACCGGGGCUAUAACCACAAGGAGACCACCCUGGAAAAGAAGAUCCUGAAAGAGCUGACCUCCAAUUAUAUCCCCUCCUACCUCAACAAUUCCCACGAGCGCUCGACCGAGCAGAACCGGAACCUCAUGAAUAAGCUGGUGAAUAACGUUAGCAACGGCGGCAAGGACAGCGGCUACGGGAUGGGCUUGGGAGUAGGGAUGGGCAUGAAUGUUGCUCUGGGCCUGGACGAUCACUCCACCUUUGGUCCGCAUCACGACGAAGGCCUGGGCCUGGAGCUGAUCCGCGAGGAGUCCAACGCCCCGCUGCUGCCUCAAAGACCGCCGCCGUCCCUGCAGGCGGUGGACAACCUUCACAAUCACCUCCACCAGCCGGUGCCGCCGCCCCUCCCGCUGCCCCACCACCCGUUUUCCUCCGCCACCACGUCCUCGUCGUCUCGGAGGCGGAUCCCCCAGGAGAACAGCGAGAGUUUCUUUCCGUUACUUACUAACGAGCACACCGAGGAUGAGGGCUCGUCGCCCAGCCACAACCACCAGAGAGACUCCCUUUACACCAGCAUGCCCAUGCUGCCCGGCCUGCCCGACGUGUCCGCAGAAUCCGCCGACGGCUCCAAAGACGGCGGUGACGCCAAGAGCCCCGAGGCCAGUUCGGAUGACGUUUACUACAAGAGCAUGCCGAACCUGGGCUCUCGUAACCACCUCCAUCAGCUGCACUCCUACUACCAGCUGGGGCGGGGCAGCAGCGACGGCUUCAUCGUGCCCCCCAACAAAGAGGAUCUAACCCCCGAGGAGGCGCAUCAAGAGGCCUCACACCUGGUCACCAGCCUAUAGGCCCCUCCAACCACCACACCACCUCCAACAACACCAACCCAGCAGCAGCGUCCCUUCUGUUACCGUAGUCCUCUUCUUCUCUUUCCCGUGUCCUCUUGUUCUAUCAGUCGUUGGCAGUGGUAGCCUUUGUUUUUAAUCUGUGUCCCGAAGACUGAGGCGGCGCUGAUAAACUGAACCCCCUCCCCGCCAGAAACCGGAUAGUAGUCACUACAUACGGAGUUUGUACUUUAAGUCUGGUUCAACGCGUGGGAAUCUGUGGACGUCGCUUUCCCUGCUCGAACUGUGUGUUGCUUUCAACGUGUGAAAACAGACUCACGUGGGAGUUUUAAGGAACUGCAUCGGCCCAAACUGUACCAGUCUGAACCACAGACUCCAACCAGAAUAAAUGGGAAAUUAAAAAAAAAAAAAAAAGACUAUUUUAUUACACUUCUGUAUCGAUAUUGACUUUUUCAAAGAUUUUCUUCCUCUUUGGUGAGUUGCAGCACAUUUUUUUUGCUGAAGUGUCCCUUCAAUGAAAAAAAAAAGACAAAAAAAAAAAAAAAACACACACUUUGAAAAAUGACCAUGAAGGAAUUACUGAUUGUAUGCUUUCAAGCAUAGCCGUUCAUUUUUUUCCCUUUCAUUUUACCGUAACUACAGUUGUUAAAAGAGGGAGAGAAAAAAACUAAUAAGAGAAUUAUGAGAUAUUUCUAUGUAAUUGUACAGAUAACUAGCAUUGCACAUAAUAGUAUGCUUUUUUUGUUCUGAGCAAACCCUUUUGUCUUUGUAAAUGUAGUGGUUAGGAGCAAUUUUGUUCUGUUGUGCUGGCCUCUCUGGGUUUCUGGUACCAGUCUUGUUUUUGUUUCCUCUUUUAUCACUUUUUAAGAAAUGACCAUCUGAAUAGGAACAAAAUAACACAAAAAAUAAUCACAGCAAAAAAAUUACCGUGCAGGCAUUUUUGUGCUUUUGUUUCAGGUCUGUUUUUUUGUUCUGGUUUGAUUUUACUUUUGUUGUUCUUCAGCUUUCUUUCUUUCUUUUCUUUAUUUUUUUUACUGUGUAGAUAGCAGAGUUCAGAUCCAGUGAUGGUUAAGGAGACUAAACCCGGUCGGAGUUAAUCACGAUGGUUCGUUCUGCAUGUCUACUGGCAUUCAGAAAACGCUUGUGCUUCUCAGAACGAGAACAAACUGAACAUUGAUGAGCACUAGGCACUUGUACAAAA
Sphaeramia orbicularis (orbiculate cardinalfish) is the source of this 6801-nucleotide messenger RNA. RefSeq names its product adhesion G protein-coupled receptor L3. The record is from RefSeq and is a predicted model, not a curated record. The transcript is spliced from 27 exons. Gene Ontology annotation, molecular function: G protein-coupled receptor activity; carbohydrate binding. Bases 882 to 5603 code for a protein of 1573 amino acids. Gene Ontology annotation, cellular component: plasma membrane. NCBI's taxonomy places the organism in Eukaryota, Metazoa, Chordata, Actinopteri, Kurtiformes, Apogonidae. Gene Ontology annotation, biological process: adenylate cyclase-activating G protein-coupled receptor signaling pathway; cell surface receptor signaling pathway.